Molecule: messenger RNA, 3796 nt
Organism: Caretta caretta (loggerhead turtle)
Lineage: Eukaryota; Metazoa; Chordata; Testudines; Cheloniidae
Gene: CFAP36
Product: cilia and flagella associated protein 36
Cellular component (GO): ciliary base; axoneme
Source: RefSeq, a predicted model, not a curated record
AUGCCGUACUAUACCAACAUGCUGGGGGUUGCCUGGUGUAAUUACCCUGCUGCAGCUCCCUCGGCCAGGUGCUCAGGGAUUGUUCAAGCCAGCGGCAGAAGAGCCUGUAAGGACAGGGGGAACCCCUGGCCCGGGAAGCGAGGGCCGCUGCGGAGCUCCAGGGGCAGAACUUUCGGAGAAAGCAGGGCUGCCCACCCUCGCAUGGCUGUUCUUACAGUCCAGGAGCCACCAGGACCAGAACGGCCCACGGGGUCAACUCUCCUCCGCUCCCGCGCGCCCCCAGCGCCAGCGCGUGGCCUCGCAGCCAGAGACCGCUCUGGCUGCUUCCAGUGCGCUCCUGGUCCUGAGGCGCGGCCCCGCCCAACGUUCUGUCCGCCGGCGCCUGUGUCUCACCUGGACCGUGCCACAGUGACGCUGCUGUCGCGCGCGACGGGAUCGAACGCUCAGCGGAGCGCGCGCUCCCUGUGUGACGACCGCUGCGACAGUGACCUAACGAAGCCCCAACCGCCGCCGUAACUCUACCCGGGCCUUCCUGUGUUCCCCCGGAGCUUGUGCGAGGGCAGUCGGCGGCGGCCCAGACUCGCCCCGAUGGCGGCGGAGGGCGAGGCGGACGUGGAGUGGGUGGUUGACAGCAUCGCCGGCUUCCUGCGCGGGCCUGCCUGGUCCAUCCCCAUCCUGGAGUUCAUGGAGCAGAAGUGCGCGGUUUUUGAUGAUGAAGAAGAAAGCAAGUUGUCCUAUACAGAGAUUCAUCAGGAGUACAAAGCUCUGGUUGAAAAACUGCUAGAAGGUUAUCUUAAGGAAGUUGGAAUUAAUGAAGAGAACUUUAAAGAAGCGUGUUCAUCUCCUCUUGCAAAGUCACAUACGUCACAGGCCAUUUUGCAACCAGUGUUGGCAGCAGAAGAUUUUAGAUUAUUUAAAGAAAUGAUGGUACAGAAAAACAUUGAAAUGCAGUUGCAAGCCAUUAGAAUCAUUCAAGAAAGAAAUGGUGUGCUACCUGACUGUUUGACAGAUGGUUCUGAUGUGUUCACUGAAAUUGAACAACAAGAAAUGAAAAUACUCAGAGAGGUUCUUAGGAAGUCUAAGGAAGAGUAUGAAAUGGAGCAAGAAAGGAAAAGGUCUAAAGAGACACAUGAUAAAUUGAAGUCAUCAGAUGUUACAUACAGCUGUCCCGGAUAUUCAAGAGAAGCAAAAGUUAAGGAAUCCACUGAAGAUAUUGAGAGAGUUGAUGAUUUUGAAGAAAUUGCAAAAUUAUCAUUAGAAGAAACAAACAAAUCUACUAAGGAAGAUUUAAGGCCCGUGCAUCCUCUACUAAGAGUGAUAGAAUCUCCUCUACAGCCUUCUGAACCUACCAAGGUGAAAGAAAAAAUUAAGAAAAAGGCAACUGGAAAUUGUUCAGAGAAUGCAACAAGAGAAGCUGGGCUUGAGGGAUUUAAUUUAUCAGAGCUUGAACCGCACUGCCUCAGACAACGAGAAGACUAUUUAAAACAGAAGCGAGAUAUGCUGAUGGCUAUAAAGAAGGAGUCAAGAAAUAAUCUACCAACACCAAAUAUAGAUCAGAAAGAAGAGGAAUUAUCUUCUAAAGAGGAAAUGUCAGAAGAGGAGAAGCAAAGACUACUACUGAAGAGGAGAAUGCUUGCAGCAAAACUUAAAGAAGAAGUUAUUAACAAGCACUAAGUUUUAAGAAUCUCAUUGUAAGAAUACUUGUGGACAAGAAUUGAAUUUCUUUUAGAAUAAAUUAUUUAACCAUAAACUGCUUGCUUUUAAACACAAUAUACUGUUGAUUUUCUACAAAACAUGAGCAACUCAUUUAUUCAUAUACAUAUUUAAAAUUAAAUUGCAUCCAUAGUAGUAAAAACUCUAUUUCUCACACUAACCCAGUGGGCCAAGAUUUUUUGAAGUGCUGACUUCUCUGGGGUCUGCUAGGUGCUUAGCACUUUAGAAAAUCAGGCUACCUAUUUAGGCAGCACCUCAAUAAUUAUGAGGUAUUUUAUUACCAUAACACCUAGAAACCCUACGCAUGGACCACAUUGCCCUUGUGCAGUAAGGACUCAGGAUCCUACCUUUAGACACCCAUCUUUGAAAAGCUUUGCCAUAGCCACUUAUUUAAAUUUACACCUUUGUUCUCUUUAAUAUAUAAAAAAUUCAAACACCUCUACAUGGCUUUUUCCCCUUUUUUCAAAACACAUACUAGAAAUGUUCAUAACAUGGAAAACAUCAUCUAAAGAAUUCUUACAUCGGUUCUCUAACAGAGAGGUAAAAAUACAAAACUUGCUUCUUUUCCUUUUAUUAGUCUGUCAGCGAAAUAUUACCCUUUUCAAGUGUCAAAUAUGAUAAAGUCUAAUUAAACAGGGAAGCACUCAAGUUUUGUUUGAGAGAGAGGAAAUGCAGAUGAAGCUUGUGAAGUCAUGAGACAAAUUUCAUAGUAACUGUAGAUUCCAUUGUUUUUAUAAACUUUUUGGGCCAAUUUAACAGUAACUAAGGAACAGUAACUGUGUUUUGUGGCAAAGUACAACUUUUAAAACUAAACAUUUGUUGUCUCAGUUAAGUAAAAUGUGAAAGCACUUAUAAUGAGCUAGUCCCAUAAUUCAAAAUUUUGAAAACAAUUUUUGCCAUUUGGUUCACUACAAUUCACUGCUGUCUGGUCAUAAAUCCUGCUUAGAACAUUUCUCAGCAAAGAGGCUGUAAUCUGCAAGGUUUCAUCACUAACAAUGCUUGAUUGGCGCAGUAACUGAGUAAAAAAACACCCAACCAAUCAAAAUUUCAUGUAACUUUUUAUUAAAAUAGUAUUUAUAACUGAUACAUGUUGGCAGAUGUAAUAUUUUUUCUAAAAAAAAAAAAAAAAAAAAAAAAAUCUGUAGUGGAGGGGCCCCAGGCAUUAGAAUGUGUCUGUCCCUAGCAGAAUGCAGACAGCAUAUAAUAAAUCAUAGAUAAAAGAAUCUUUGCCUGAGGCAGGUGACCCUGGAUGUUAGCCAGUUUGAGUGGGAGCUCCAUAUGUCACCCUCCCAAGGGGGUUUAAAAAGUUUAAUAAAAAUGUUCAAACCUUAAGAUGACAUCAAAUGUCUCUUCAUAUAGUUUUAUUCUUCUAGAGUAACUAUAAAAAUUCACAACAUUCACAUAUUUGCUAUAGAAUAAAGGCUCAUGAGCUGGUCUGAAUGAAUUCUUAAAGCUCUUGGCAGUUCUUCAGAAGGGAAAGGUUACAGGAGAAAAAAUGAGAAACCAACACUUUUGAAUCAAAGAACUUUGUUUAAGGUAAUUUUUAUUAGAAAAAAAAUUGGGUUGAGGUCAGGUGAUGGUUCCAGCCUCUGAAGAGGAAAGGCAGACACUGCAUCACUUUGGAGCCUUCUUAGUGGUAACUAUAACUUUGUAGGAAAUUGUCAUCUUUGAGCAUGGAGAAACACGACUUGUCAAGAAAAUAUAAAACGGAGAUCUGGUGAGCAAGCAUAUGGUGACGAUAUUCCAAUCACAUUUGAACGAGCUUCCCUAGUCACUGCCUUUGAGUUGGAGGCUAGCUUACCAAAUGGGUAAGAGGAGAGGCCACAUUCUUGAUUGCCUGGAGCCUACAAGGGGCAACAAUAACUCCCCCAGAUCCACCCGCAUUAACUGUCAUCAAUCAGAAUGCUUUGUGUCUAGCUUACUGGUUGGUAAGAACUCCUGCAUUCUGGUUGGUAUUUGAUCUAGUGGUAUAUAAUAAUUGUUUAAAAACUGCAUGAAUAGUUUGUCUUAUUAAAGAAUACUUUAAAAUGGCCACAUUUCAAAAUUAUGAGUUAACUUACCAUGUACAACAAACCAAACAAAA